GAGCUAGUGCUAGACGAGCUUUUGUGGUUAAAAAGUACACAAUUUUUUAUUUUUCUAAGUAAAUGACCGAUGGUUUGUCUAGAUAAGAGUCUUCUUCCUGGGCUGGGAUGGUUAAGAGCUCUAUGAAGCUGCAUUUAAACUGCAUUGUGGAAGUUCAGACUCUCGGGCACCAUUGAAGUCCACUACAUGGAGAAAAAUCCUGAUAUGCUUUCCUCUAAAAACAUUAUUUCUUCACGACUGAAGAAAGAAAGACAUGAACAUCUUGGAUGACAAGGGGGUGAGGAAAUUAUCUGUAGAUUGUUGUUCUGGAAGUGAUCUUCUUUAAGAGCAGAGAGAGAGAGAGAGAGAGAAACCGGACGUUACGAUGGACACGUGAUUGUUUUGUCGCGCUGUGUGUGAGUGUGUGAGUGUGUGUGUGUGUGUGUUUGAGUGUGUGUAAGGCAGCGCAUACACAGUUUUAACAAAUCAUCAAAGAUCCUGAUGAAAUUAUAAAACAUAAAGAAUAUCGACACGAGCAGCGAGGAUGUCGGAAAGAGGAGACGUGGAUUUAACCGGAGCCAAACAAAACACAGGGGUCUGGUUGGUUAAAGUACCGAAGUAUUUGUCUCAGCAAUGGACCAAAGCGCCAGGAAGAGGAGAAGUGGGGAAGCUCAGAAUUGGCAAGAAUCAGGGGAAGGCCGAGGUGUCCUUCACUCUGAACGAGGAGCUGACCACCAUUGAAACCAUGGGGGAGAAAGUGUCCAUGGUGCGAGCGCCUCGUGAACACCCGUUCACCCUGCAGACGGUCGGGGGACAGACCCUGGCGGUGUUCACAGAGACAUUCUCAGGCCAGUCAGACGCUGAAGGCAGCGGUUCAGGUACUGGUUCGGGUCCAGAUAAAAUAGCGCUGGAGGGCGUAGUGGUGCAGCGAGCCGAGUGCAGACCAGCCGCUAACGAGCACUACAUGAGGUUAAAGAAGCUGCAGAUCGAGGAGUCGUCGAAGCCUCACCGGUUCUCUCAGCAGCUGGAGAAAGCCGUCACCACCAACUACAAACCCGUGGCCAAUCACGCGUAUAACCUGGAUUAUGAGAAAAAGAAGAAGGAAGAAGGUAAAAGGGCGCGAGCAGACAAGCAGCAGGUGUUGGACAUGCUCUUCUCUGCCUUUGAGAAGCACCAGUAUUACAACAUUAAAGACCUGGUGGACAUCACCAAACAGCCUGUGACUUACCUGAAGGAGAUCCUGCGUGACAUCGGGAUCUACAACGUGAAGGGAACUCACAAGAACACCUGGGAGCUGAAGCCCGAGUACAGACAUUACCAGAACGAGGAGAAGAGCGACUGACCACACCCUCUCUCUCUCUCUCUCUAACGCUGAUCCACAAAACUGCUGUCCUUUUCAUCUUUUCCUCACUAUCAUGAAGAAGCCGGUAGAUCCGUUGUCACGGAAACAUGCCCCGCCUCCUGAACACCAUAUAGAAAAAAUCUAACUCGUUUCUUUAAUGCAGUUUUUAAGAGUCUAGUGUUUUGUUUUUUUUAAAGAAAAAAAACCCACAGGCCAUUCUACAACAUUAGAGUGAAGACCGUUACGGCUUCAGUUUUAUGUCUGCUGAAUAACGAGAAGGUGAUACAACGCUGCAGCAUCUAGACACAAUAAAACCAUUACAGUGUUUAGGAUUUUAGUUUUACUUUUAUUUGUGCUGAAAUAAAGCUUUCAAAAAAACAAAACAAAAAAACAUUCAA
Molecule: messenger RNA, 1719 nt
Organism: Hemibagrus wyckioides
Lineage: Eukaryota; Metazoa; Chordata; Actinopteri; Siluriformes; Bagridae
Gene: gtf2f2a
Product: general transcription factor IIF, polypeptide 2a
Exons: 9
Coding region: 524-1321 (265 amino acids)
Biological process (GO): transcription initiation at RNA polymerase II promoter; transcription by RNA polymerase II
Cellular component (GO): transcription factor TFIIF complex
Source: RefSeq, a predicted model, not a curated record